AUAUCUCAGCGGCCUUCCCUCCCCCAAUUACAUACCCAAUCGAUUUGUUUUUUAUUUUUGCAGCGUAAGAUUGUGAUGAAGGUACCGAUGAAUUGCCGGAAAUGCCAAACAAAGGCGCUCAAAAUUGCUGCUAAAGUAGAUGGUGUGAGGUCUGUGGCGUUGGGAGAGGAAAAAGACAGAGUGGUGGUGAUUGGGGAGGGAGUGGACGCCAUUAAGUUGGUCAAGAGCUUACGGAAGAAAUUCAAGGCCGCCGACAUUAUCACCGUCGCAGAAGUCAAGUGAGUAAGUGCUCAUCCAAGAGCCUACCUAGGACGUCCUAUCUCGCUGCUAAUUAAUUAAGCUAAGCUAAUGAUGAUCAAUUAAUAUCCAUAUACAUUAUAAAU
This is a messenger RNA of Malus domestica (apple), 383 nucleotides long. NCBI's taxonomy places the organism in Eukaryota, Viridiplantae, Streptophyta, Magnoliopsida, Rosales, Rosaceae. The record is from RefSeq and is a predicted model, not a curated record.